GCAGAAGAAGAGAGGAGAGAGAAAGCUAGAGAAGAAGAGAGGAGAGAGGAGAGAGGAGAAAGAAGAAGAAGAGGGGCUGGGAAAUGAAAGGUCCGUGUAUUUAGAUUUAGGUUUUGUUUUGUUUCUUUUUCUUUUUUUAUUUAAUUAUAAAUCCAUGUUUUUUUUUAAUUUAAAUUCGGUAAAUCUUCCGACGGAAAUUAUUCUCUCGGAAUUUAAAUGUUCCGACGGAAUAUUCCGUUGGAACCGAUUUUCUGACGCAAUAUUCCCUCGGAACUUUUAUAUUACGAGGGAAAUAAAAUCCUCGGUAUAAUUCCUACGGAUUUUUCCGUCGGAAGGUCCAUUUUCCGAGGGAUAUUUCCAACAACACAAAUUUCCGUCGGAGAUAGUCCCUCGGAAAAUAGCCUAUUUCUAGUAGUGGUGGUAGCUGGUGGUGUGGGGAGGCGUGGGUGGGUCUGGGUUAGGAGGAUCUGGGCUAAGUGUAGGGAGGAUCUGGGUUUGGGUUCAGUGGUGGUAGGUGAAUCUGGGUUAGGCUUCAGUGGUGUGGGUGGUGGGUAAGGGUUAAGGAGGAGGGUUAGGGUUCGGUGGUGGUGGCUAAGGGUAGUGGUGGGCGAGUAAGGGUAAGGGGUAGGUGUGGCAGUGGGUGGAUGAGUAAGGGGUAGGUGUGGCGGUGGGUGGAUGAGGGUGGUUGGGGCUGGUAGGGGUGGUGUGUGGUUUUUUUUUUAUUUUUUUUUUGGAGUUUCCGAUGGAAUUUCCGUCGGAUUUGAAAUCCGACGGACUUUCCGGUACCGGAUAACAUCUUCCGGCGAAUUAUUUCCGUCGGAAACUCCGACGGAAAAAACUGUUCCGACGGAAAUUCCGACGGAAUAGGCCGUUUUACCUACAAAGGGUGUUUCGACAACCCAUUCCGACUGAAAUUCCGUCGGAACAAGGUUUUGCGACGGAAUUUCGGGUGUUUCCGACGGAAUUUUGCCGUCGAAAAUGGCCUCUUUUCUAGUAGUGACAGAACUUGAUCUCUCAUUCAAUCGCUUGUCCAUUGGUACAAACGAUUCCGGGGAAAACUCCACUUUUCCCCAGCUACAAAUCCUAUUUUUGGCUUCUUGCAACUUGCGUACCAUCCCUAAAUUUUUAAAUAACCAAACAUCUUUACAAAAUCUUGACCUUUCAAUGAACCAAAUCACAGGCACAAUACCCGAGUGGAUGUGGAAAAUUACUAGGUUCAACCUUUCUUUCAAUCACUUAGUAGAACUAGAACCACCUUUGACAUUCUCAAAUAAUUUAGGUAUUAUAGACCUCUCUUCCAAUAAUCUUCAGGGAAAAUUCCCAUUUGUCAAAUCCAGUUAUUACUAUUUGGAUUGUUCCAACAAUAAUUUCACUUCCUUCAAUCCAAACAUAGGAAACUAUCUAUCAGAUGCUAGCUACAUGUCAUUUUCAAGAAAUAACUUACACGGGAUCAUCCCUGCGUCACUAUGCAGUGCCAAAAAUCUGGAGCUUCUUAAUCUAGAACAUAAUCAUUUGGGUGGCACAAUUCCCGAAUGUUUUACUACCUAUGAGUUGCAAUACAUCCUAACAAUCUUCACUAGCAUUGAUUUCUCCAACAAUGCUUUUCAUGGUGAGCUACCGGAAGAGUUGGGAAAUUUGAAUGCUCUUGUAGUUCUCAACCUCGCUUACAACUCCUCGGGCCAUAUUCCAUCAUCAUUUGGGAAUUUGAGCCAGAUUGAGUCAUUGGAUCUCUCUUGUAAUAACUUGAGUGGGAAGAUACCUGCACAACUUGCAAACUUGAAUUUCCUCGGCUACUUGAACCUUUCCUUCAACAAGUUGUUAGGAAAGAUCCCAACAGGCACUCAACUUCAAUCAUUCAACGCAUCUUCAUAUGAAGGCAACCAAGGACUCUACGGUCCACCAUUGACAACAAGAGAUCCAACAAUGACUACACCUACUUUAAAGGGAUCAAAUUGGAGUUCAAAGAGCGAACAAGAGUGGAUGUUAAUGGGUGUUGAAGUUGGGUGUUCGGUUGGGAUCACUGUCUUUGUAGGGCCUAUCUUUUACAUCAAAAGGUAUAGGGAAUGGUACUGCAAGCAUCUUCAUAGAUUGGUCAUGAAAAUCCUACGAAGGGAAGAUAAUAGUACAAGGUCAAGGAGAAGGUAAUCCGUAUUUUAAUGCAAAUGAAAUGAUUAUUUUCGGUCUAUGUUUUGGUCAAAUGGGUCAAAGGUUAAGGGAUAGUCAAACAGAAGGAGUAUAUUUCUAUUAACAAGGCAUGCAAAUAUUUAUUGGACGAAGGGAGUAUUCAGGUUAGAGGGAUAGACAAUUUGGGGUGCAGAUUCCCUUACCCCUCCACUCUCAAAGGGCCUAUUCCUCUAACCCGAAAUAGAUUGACUUGUGAAAGGUUCCGGCUUGAUAAGACCCUCUUCUCCUUAGUCCUUACCUUUAUCAAAAAUGAAUUGGAGUUGAGUAGAGAUAACGUUUUCUCUUAAGUUUGAAGACGUGAUGAGAAUUGAGAAAAUGACUAUUUACCUAAUGUGGUUGGAUGGAUAAAGAAGAUAAAGAUUGAAAGAUGAUUUAAAUAGAUGGAGUAGUUAAAUACUUCUUUGUCCCCCUGAAUUGUCUCAAUCGAUCAUAUUUUGUGAGAGCUUUUUGAAUCAUACUAAUACAAAGUAAAGUUAUGAGUGAUAAGUGAACAAAACUUGAAAGGAUAAGGGUAAAUCCAUGUUUCUCAUAGUGAGAAACAUAACAAGUAUCUCAUAGGGGUAUUUGUGUCAUUUUGAGUUUGUAAGUGGGGUUAAUAUUGUAAUUGAACUGAUUCUGGGCUUCUCCUCCUCCAUCCCGUUCUUCUUCUUCCUCCAUCCUCUCACCUCCAUAAAUGGCAAUCAGAAACCUUCGAGGAAGGUAAACCUUGCCCUUAAGGGUUAACCAUGUCCAAAUUUCUCCAUUUUUGUUAGGGUUUUUCGUUUGAUUAGGCGGCGAAGCCGCCGGAAAGGUGAAAGGGGAUGAAGAAGAUAGGGGACGAAUGGUGGUGGUUUACAGGCGAAAGGAUGACGAAGAAGCCACUGGAAAGGUGAAGGAGGGUGAAGAAGCCGCCGGACGAUGAUGAUGGUGGUGGUUUUAUUGAAAAGUCAGAAAGUACAAAAAAAUGAUAAAAUAUUAAAAAAGUUGAUUUUAUUUACCAAUUUGCCAUUAUGAGAUACAAUUAUGUAUCUCACUAUGAGGAAUGGGGGCCUCCUCAUAUUAUAUAUUGUUGUAAAAAAAAAAAAAGGAUUUUUUAUUAAGAAAGAAAUGAAGGUUUUGUAAACAGGAAAUUGGAACAUACCCAAUUAUAUAUUAGUACGUAUUAAUACAAAAUUUAAUAAAGCUUUAGAUCUCUUGUAUGAAGAACUUUAAGAAGAAUAAAAAAAAUUACUAGUAGCUAACUCUCAUCAUGCAAGUUAUAUCUCAGAAUAUCAUGACAUCAAUUCAUGUAUUGCAGACUACCCAAAUACUCAUGCAUUUUACUGAAGCUAAGACAUAAUACCAUCCGUUUAGGCGUUUAACUAUGCCAAAAGCAGAAAAGCCUAAUACGUAACAUUGUGAGAGCAAAAAAUAGAUCAUUAUCAAUGAAGGAAUUAAACACUUCCCUUAUUUUAAUUUAUGAUUAAUAAAUUCAAAAUCAUUUCUGCUGUGAAGCCUUCAUGCUUGUUGCAUAGCUUAGUCUUAAAGUGUCGAAGAUUCAGUCAUUACUC
This is a messenger RNA of Chenopodium quinoa (quinoa), 3713 nucleotides long. RefSeq names its product receptor-like protein 12. NCBI's taxonomy places the organism in Eukaryota, Viridiplantae, Streptophyta, Magnoliopsida, Caryophyllales, Amaranthaceae. Gene Ontology annotation, molecular function: protein binding. Bases 979 to 2145 code for a protein of 388 amino acids. The transcript has a single exon. The record is from RefSeq and is a predicted model, not a curated record.